Messenger RNA from Sceloporus undulatus (fence lizard), 2802 nucleotides. It is a transcript of the gene LDHD, whose product is annotated as lactate dehydrogenase D. Gene Ontology annotation, cellular component: mitochondrion. Lineage: Eukaryota; Metazoa; Chordata; Lepidosauria; Squamata; Phrynosomatidae. Gene Ontology annotation, molecular function: D-lactate dehydrogenase (cytochrome) activity; FAD binding; D-lactate dehydrogenase (NAD+) activity. The coding region runs from base 488 to 1759 and encodes 423 amino acids. The transcript is spliced from 11 exons. The record is from RefSeq and is a predicted model, not a curated record. Gene Ontology annotation, biological process: lactate catabolic process.
CCAAGGAAGGAGGCUCUCUCCUCUCCUGCCUUCCUUUCAGGCUCCUUCUCUUGAGGCAGAUGCUCUAAGCUGCAGCAGCCCCUCCCUCCGAGACUGAAGGCCGGGAAGGAAGGAGCUUUCCCUCCCUGGGCCUGGGCGAGUCUGGACUAGUCUGGACUCUGCCUCGCCUCCUGCUCCUCCUCCCGCCCUCGGCCUGACCUUCCUGCUGCCUUCCUUCCCCGGCGGCCAUGGCUCUCUGCUGGCCAGCCAGGCUCGCCUUCAUCGCCCGAAGGAGCCUCUCCUCCUCCUCCUCCGCAGCAGCAGACAAGGUACCAAGGCAGCCAGGAGCAAGGAGAGCAGAGAGGAUGGGAUAUUGGAUAGGAUAGCAUAAACGGACAGACAGGGCUGGCUGACAGAAGACUUCCUGGACUCCCUGAGGGCAGUGGUGGGCAAUGCCAACCUCUCCACUGCCACAGCAGUUCGCCAGCAACACGGCCAAGAUGAGUCCAUGCACAGCUGCCGUCCGCCGGACGCCGUGGUCUGGCCGCAGAACGUGGAGCAGGUCUCUUUGCUGGCAAAGGCCUGCUACAGCCGUGGCGCUCCCAUCAUCCCCUUUGGCACUGGAACCGGGCUGGAAGGCGGCGUCAGUGCUGUGCAGGGUGGCGUGUGUUUUAACAUGACCCAAAUGGACCAGAUCUCAGAACUGAACACGGAGGACUUCACCGUCGCUGUCGAACCCGGAGUGACUCGGAAGGCCCUGAACAACUUCCUGCGAGGCAGCGGUCUCUGGUUUCCCGUAGACCCUGGUGCUGAUGCCUCUCUCUGUGGCAUGGCAGCCACUGCUGCCUCCGGCACAAACGCUGUGCGCUACGGCACCAUGCGCCACAACGUGCUCAAUCUGCGAGUGGUGCUGCCCGACGGGAAGGUGCUUCAUACAGCUGGGCAGAACCGGAGGCCCAGAAAGAGUGCGGCUGGCUACCAUCUCACAGGACUCUUUGUGGGCUCAGAGGGGACGCUGGGUCUCAUCACUCAGGCCACGCUGCGUCUGCACGGCAUCCCCGAAGCCACUGUGGCUGCUGUCUGUGCCUUUCCCACUGUGAAAGCGGCUGUGGACAGCACUGUGCAGGUCCUCCAGGCUGGCAUCCCCAUCGCUCGCAUUGAGUUCCUGGAUGAAGUCAUGAUGGGCGCCUGCAACCACUACAGUGGCCUGAACUACCCAGAGCUUCCCACUCUCUUCCUGGAGUUUCAUGGCACUAAAAACAGUGUCGGGGAGCAAGUCCAAGCCACAGGAGAGAUUGUGAAGUCGAAUGGUGGGUCGGAUUUUGCAUGGGCACAGGAGCAGGAGGCCCGCAGUCAGCUGUGGACGGCGCGGCACAAUGCCUGGUAUGCAGCCCUGGCACUCCGCCCUGGAUGCAAGGGCUACUCCACUGAUGUAUGUGUUCCCAUCUCCCGCCUCCCUGAGAUAUUGCUGGAAACCAAGAAAGACAUGCUGGAGUCCAAACUUACAGGUCCCAUUGUUGGCCAUGUCGGAGAUGGGAAUUUCCAUUGCCUCCUGAUCCACAAUCCUGCAGACGAAGGAGGGAGAGUGGCGGAAUUUGCACAGCGUCUGGGCAGGCGGGCAUUGGCGAUGGAUGGCACCUGCACAGGUGAACACGGUGUGGGUCUGGGAAAGCGUCAGCUUCUGCGUGAGGAAGUAGGCGAGGUGGCGCUCUCCACCAUGCGGCAGAUCAAGGCAGCGUUAGACCCGAAAAACCUCAUGAACCCCGGAAAGGUGUUGUGACAACCUGAGAUGGCCCAGUGGACCCUUCCUCUCUGACUUGGAGCAACUGCAGCUGACUCAACAUCUCAUACAAAGAGAAUGGGUAUAUGCUACCGCUUGUCUGGAGCCCAUCUCUAUGACAUUAUUAGAAAUUAAACCAGCACAGAUCAUACAUACCUUCCACUUUCUCAAAUAAUAAUGGACACUGUAAUUCUCCAAAGGGAAAUAAGGCUGGAACCAUCUUGCUGACUUCUGCCAGGGUUUGCACCAGCAUAAGAGCUUUUCAGACAUUGCAGAAGGAAGUAACCAGUGCUCAACAAUUUUAACAAACUAAAAAGGUGGAUUUGCAUGCAGCUCCAUUUCCUCUGGCACCAGUUGGCUGUGGGUUGGAGGUGAUGGGGAAUGCUCCUUCUUCAUUGGUGCCUGGCUUCAUGGAGAGGGAAUUAACUGCCUCCCCCCUUGCUGGAAAACUAAUAAUAAAGCAAAGAGAUUACAAUCAAUCAAUCAAAGUCAAAGCUCUUUGGUCUAAAAAUCACCCUCCUGGGUCUCUGCUCCAAAAUGGUUCCUUGCACUUUGAACAUCUGUGCAAACAAUUGUUGUUUUUAUGUGCCUUAAAGUGAACUCAUACCUAUGGCGGCCAUAUCCUAGGGUUUUCUUGGCACCAUUUCUUCAGAGGUUUGCCCUGGCCUUUCGGCUCAGGCAGAGAAUGUGAUUUGCCAUUGGGCUUCCAAGACUGAGUCCUUGGCCAGUGCUUUAACCAUUUUACCACACUGGCUCCCAUUGUGUCUUGUGUACCGGUGGUGUUUUACCCUCUACCAGAGUCAAAGAGGCUUUUGGCCAUUGCAGAUAAUGCAGAGCUGUGCACACUGUACACUUGCCAAAUGUCUUGGUAGUUAGCACUGGGUUGUUCAAGUACUUUAAAAGUGGUGACGAUUCCUCAUGCAGUUGUGCCUUUCUUUGAAGGGCAAGAAUUCUGUUGACUCAGCAGUCAACUGUCAGAAUCUGCAUUACAGAUUUGUAUUGUCAAGUGGAACUAAAAUAAACUGGAGUGGAAUGAAAAUAAA